UGAAUUGAAACAAACAAAGCUUCGGAUGCGAAACAGCCAAGUCUUCUUUAGCAGCAAAUAACGAAACAUCAUUCUGGUUGGAAAGCAAUGCAACAUUCGUAAAAUGAUUUUGACAUCGCGUUAUCGUUAUUGGUCCCGACCUUUUGCGUUUGUUUUGGUUUACGUGUUUAGGAAAUCUUUCAACUGUAGUUGCCUUGUCACACAUAAUUAUGGCUAUUUAUCCUUUACGUCAUCGUAUCCCUGUCGGGUUCAACGUGCGAGGCUUCACUGGAGUCCAUUUCUACAACGUAAUAAAUCUAAGAAUCCUACAAAAAGUCCAGGGCAAGAUUUAGUCUAUGCUGAGACCGGACAAACUAUCCAUACAAGUAAAAGAAGAAAUAAAUCUGAAGGCUCGACAACCACGACGAAACUAGUGAAAGCCAAUAUUAAGAAGCCAAACUCUAACGUUGAUUGGCAGUCAGAAGAUCAUCUGAUUGAAAAAGAAGACGCUUCUCAAGACCCAUGUCAAUCUGUUCAAAUAGAAGACGAAAAGGAAUCCGAAGACGUUGAACCUGCACCUUCUGAGAAAAAAACCUCCAAGAAGAAAACGAAGAAGAAGGAACCGGAACCUGUCGUUCCUGAAUAUGCCAUCGAGGACUUCUUUGAGCAUAAUGAUUCCAUUCAUGAGGAUAUGCGAUACGGAACUUGUAAACUUUGUUCAGCUCCAAUUGUCAUUCCAGGCUUAGAUCACUAUCUAUGCAAAGAAUGUGGAUGGAUUAGCAACUCAGACCAAUCCAAUGAGAUUUGAGCUUUGUUCAACUUUACUCGAUACGUAUUUAUUCGACAAAUGAAUAGAAAGUCAAAUAGUACAAUGCGAUACUAUUCCGAAAA
This is a messenger RNA of Galdieria sulphuraria, 870 nucleotides long. RefSeq lists its product as hypothetical. Bases 104 to 787 code for a protein of 227 amino acids. The transcript has 4 exons. NCBI's taxonomy places the organism in Eukaryota, Rhodophyta, Bangiophyceae, Galdieriales, Galdieriaceae. The record is from RefSeq and is a predicted model, not a curated record.